This is a messenger RNA of Necator americanus (New World hookworm), 1248 nucleotides long. RefSeq lists its product as uncharacterized. The coding region runs from base 1 to 1248 and encodes 415 amino acids. The record is from RefSeq and is a predicted model, not a curated record. Lineage: Eukaryota; Metazoa; Nematoda; Chromadorea; Rhabditida; Ancylostomatidae. The transcript has 11 exons. Gene Ontology annotation, molecular function: poly(A) RNA polymerase activity.
AUGGUGUGUAAGUCCAUAGCACGCCGUCUAGCGGCGAACUCCAAAACAACGAUAAUGGAGCUGAAAGAAAGACGAGGUAGUACUACCUUUUUCGAGAAUGUCAAAGCGCGGCACAGUAAGCGUCUUGAUGCGCUAGAAAGAAAACUGGAAGGAUCUGACAAGGAAGGAUGUCCUGCCUCGAAUGAACUAAUCCAAAAUAUUCUGAGUUCACUGCGCGAGCGGAUACUUUCCAACGAUUGCCGCUUUGUUCAAGUCGGCUCAUCAGUUAAUGGACUAUGUUCUGGCGACUCCGAUAUUGAUUUGGUCUUCUUCCCCAUGAAUGCAGCUAAAAGGGACAAAUUCUUCAAAGAUUUCCAUGGUAAUGGAGACUUCAAGAUGCAGUUCAUCUACACCAUGUCAAAGUUAAUCACUCGCGAGGUUGAGAAGCUUAAAAUUCAUGUGGAGAGUUGUGUUGUUCUUCAUCAGUUACGGGUUCCUCUUCUUAUUGUACACUUAGAAGAUGGUCAAAGUGUAGACAUCCAGUUUCCAGACGAACAUUUCCAAGCAAUUAGGAACACCAAUCUGAUACGGCACUAUGUGGACUGUGAUCAUCGACUGUCCCUUCUUUUCUUCUACCUUCGAACCCUUUUCGAUGCAUUGGACAUUCGGAAUAGCAAAUAUGGUCUUCUUUCGUCCUAUCACAUUCUAUUAUUAGCAGUUCAUUUUUUACAGAGUGAACAGGCUCUGUCUCCUUGGCCUGUGCUGCCCGUUCUGUGCAAAACACAUAAUAACCUCGUUGGCGCUCAUAUCCCCAUAGAUAACGUGGUAUCAUUACUAGAUUCGCCUCAAGUUCCAGCUGAGUGGAGGUCACAUAAUCAGAUGUCUACUGCUGAACUUGCUGUUAGAUUUGUUGACUACUACUCCAAUUUCGAUAUCUCGCAACGCAUUAUCUAUAUAGAGAAAGGUAUAGCUCCUAGAAGGAGGCAAGUUUCUGGUGAGGUUCACCUGCAGCUGGUGGAUCCAUACUCCAAGGUGACAGUCUGUAGAUCCAGUGCGGCUGCAAGAGCUUUCGCUGAUGCAAUGUCUUUUUUAAGGAGAAAGAUGAUCAACGGACAUUUUUUGAACACUUUUCCUUCGUUCCCCGAAGCGUCAUUAUUCAAGGCACAAACGAGAUGGCAACCAUGGCGGGUUCACGCCCAGGAUAAGAAAGUCGUAGUUGACAGAAGGACUCAGGAACAACCACUUGAUGUAGAGUUACCAGAGACUUGA